CACGCACCGCUAACGGCAGCAGUAGUGUAGACCGGUCGUUGUCGUCGCUGUUGUUGUUCUUGCAGCAGUAUUAGUGUUGAACGUGCGCCCGUACUGAGUGCCGGUUACUCGUCUGCGUAUCUGUCCGUUACCAAAUAACGAAAAACGACCCCUUCAAAUAUCGUUUGAUUAUUGCCGUGAUUCGCAGUAAUUCUGGUUGUUUGUCGCGUGGAGACCGAGCCGGUCGGGCCCGGGUAGCAUUCGAUCGAUAACACCGUUUCCGGUUCCACAACAGUGCGGCGUCGGCCAUGCGUUUGAUGCCGUUGCGCGAUUUAUAGUGUUGGCAGUGGACGAUCAUCCCCCUCGUACGAUUUAAAUAAUUAAUUAUUUAACAUUUAAUUGAACCGUUCCGUAGUUCCGUCGCGGUUUAUUACCGUUUUCGUUUCUCGUAGUAGCAACCGGCCGUCCGGAAGCUAAAAUGACUCGCAGUCUUUGGUUGUUCGCGGUCGUCCUGUGCCUAGCACAGACGGCAAUCGCCAGCGCACCUUCUUCGUGUUACCGGACUUCCAACUACUUCCGAACGCAUUUCAACGACACCAGCUACGUGUUGGAACAACCAGCUGUAUCAAGCGCUUUCUUGCAAGUGUGCGGAAAAUCGCAAGAGACGUGUUGUCAUGAAAAUUCUGAACCGCAACUGGUGACCGUGGGCAGAAAUAUGUACGAGGAUAAAUUACAGACUUCAUUAAAAACCCUGAGCGGCAUGUACAAAGAGAAAGCUGCGAAAUUCGAUGAAUACUUCAGGGACAUGCUGAACAAGGCAAGAAUGGGUUUUCACGACAUGUUCAAAAAGACGUACGGAAUGAUGUACGAACAGAACUCGUACCUGUUCCAAGAUCUGUUCCGAGACCUGGAAAAGUAUUACGACGCGGGCAACACGAACAUCGUUGAGGUGUUGGAAAACUUCUUCUCCGUACUGUGUCAGAAAAUGUUCACUGUCAUGAACAGCCAAUUUGCGUUUGACGCCAAGUAUUUGGUUUGCGUCAGUGAGAGCAUGUCUGAGGUAGCGCCUUUUGGCGACGUGCCCGACAAACUUUCGGCGCCGCUGAAAAGGUCAUUUGUCGCUUCCAGAACGUACGUCCAGGCCCUGAAAAUAGCCAGUGACAUUUUGGCCAACAUCAACAAGAUGGCGCCUACCCAGGAGUGUUUAGUCGGCUUCACCAGAAUGACCCAAUGUCCAGCUUGUAGAGGAUUGCAAGACAGCAAAGCUUGUAACGGCUAUUGUUUGAACGUCAUGAAAGGAUGUUUGGCGUACCACUCGCAACUUGAUCAAGACUGGAACGCGUUUUUAGAUAUCAUGGAGAAGGUGAAAAAACGUCUGUUAGGGCCGUUUAACAUCGAACUUGUCGUUAUACCGAUCAAUGUAAAGAUAUCCGAAGGUAUAAUGAACUUCCAAGAGAACUCUCAGAAGGUUUCACAAAAGGUGUUCGCCAACUGCGGUAAACCUACGUUGGGGCCAUCACGUCGUCGCCGUCGCCGCGACGUGUACAACAUCGACGACUACUAUGACUACCAACAAGGACGAGUGAUGAACGAUGGCAAAAACAAGGACGCCGGUAAAGCCGACGAGGACGGCGAGGACGAUAUGGACGAUGAGGACGACGAAGACGAUGAAGACGACGAGUAUGACGACGUGAAACCAGCGGUGCCACCUCAAGCCAGAAAUGAAAAAAAAGAAAACGUCCAGGAAGAAAGCGGUGAACGGAAGAAGCAACAGCAACAGCAGCAAAGGAAAAACAAGAACAACAAUGGUCCGAAGAACGGUGCCAGUGGUGGAGGAAACAAAAACAGGAAAAAGAAUAACAAGAACAACGGUCUCGAAGACGAGGAAGAAGACCAAGGAGGUCCUGCGUUUGCGUUCCACAGGCUGCUCAAAGACAUCGGCACCCAUGUGUCGUCCACAAAAAACUUUUGGAAGAGAUUGCCGUAUGAGGUGUGCAAUAAUGAAGUGGCUGUGAUCGAGACCGUUCAGAACACCAGUUGCUGGAACGGAUCUGCAUUAGCCAGUUACGCCAAGGAGGUGAUGAAAGACGGCAUCAAAAACCAGAAGAGGAAUCCCGAGGUGCCGGUGGACGUGACGCGGCCGAGUAGUCUGCUCAACGAACAGGUGUUCGCGCUCAAGGCCCUGACCAACCUGCUGAAGAACGCGUACCAAGGGCUGGACGUGGAGUGGGACAUGGAAGAGGUAUUCCACGGUGGCGAGUCGAGCGGCGCCGGCCCGAUAGCGUCGUCGGGCGACGGUUCAGGAGACGAGGACUCGGAUACCCUCAGCGGUCACGUGCCCUCGUCGUCUCCGUCACCGCCACCACCGCCGGCGGGCGGAAGCGGCUCGGUCACGACGGCCAUCAACGCGGCCGGCACGACGACGCCCUCGCCGACGCGAACGGCGACGGAUCCGUCCGACGGCGGCACAGGGUCUGGAUCGAGCGCGGGCCACAAGGCCAAACCGACGCUUCAGAAAGCGCUGGCCACGUACCUGUUGCCGGUGGUCGCCGUCUGGUUCGGCGGUUCGUUCCUCGAGUGGAUUCUGUGAGCGGGCCGAGAAUGUUGUCCGUCGCGGUUUUUCCGUAUUUUAUUAUUUUGAAAUUUUAUUAUUUUUUUAAAUCUUGUCGUUUUUGAACGGUGCCAUAAAGGAACAAAAAAAAAAAAAAAAAAUAAGAAAAAAAACAACUACAAAAAAACGUUCAGCGCGUGUUGUUUGACUGUGAUAAUUUUUUUUUUUUUUCGUGUACAAAUAUUUUAUUUGUUAAGUAGCGUAGUCGCGUGUAUAUAGUGGCCCAGCGCGACUACCUUAUCCUCGGGCAGCACACGGGCCCGCCCCAGAUUUCUCUCAAAAAACCUGUAAGCAGCGAGUCUUCAUCGAAAGUUUACGAUAUAUUAUAAUAUAAAAUUAACAGUGACGUUUCUUUUUAUGGUAGUUUAUUGUAUAACUACACAAACCUAACAUCGUUAUAGGAAACUAACAUAAUAUUAUUAUUGUAACAUGUAUUCGUUUUAGUUUUAAUUAAUAUUAUAAGUAUAUUAUAUUGUAUUCAAAUAUCUCAUCUUGCAAUCUGUAAUUGGUUGUUUAUGUUGUAAUGGCUAAGGAUAUAAACAUAUAUCUACCGUUCCGAUAGACAGUAUGUUACGCACUAGAUACAUCGCACAUUACAACGUAUAUAUUAUUAUUUUUAUAUAUUUAUUAUCAUCAAAUUCUAAAUUAACAGGUUUUCCAGUAAAAUUUCCCUUGAGAUCUUUGAUCUUGAGAACUCUUUUGGUCAAAUAAAUUCAUUUGCGCCGCUUUACCACAAUAUGGAGCAACAGCUUCUGUUAGUGUAUUUUGUUUAUGACGAUUUUUUAUUUGUUUUAAUUUUUAAGUGAAUUAGUCUAGUCAACAUUCUCAUAAAUUGUAAAAAUGUAGCAAACAAAGAAAAAAUGUACAAUUUCGAUUUUCAUUUAUACAAUUUUUUCUCUUUAAUAUAUACAUUUUUUUUUAUUGGGUAAAUAUAUUUUUGUAAUACAUUAUUGUUUUAUACAUAAACAUAUGUGAUUUAAAAAUAAUCUUAUGUGCAUAAUAUCAUAAAUAUUUGUACAAACAUAUUAUUGUCUGUCUUUCUACAAAAGAAGGGUCCAUGUUUCGUUGUUAAGGCCUUAUUUAAUACUAAUCUAUAAGUAAAUAAAAUUAAAAUAAAAACUUUUUGUCAUAAGUUUUUUUGUAAUGUAAUUAUGUACUUAUAUCAUGUAUAUAAAUAAUUUAUAAUUAAAUAAAAAAAUAUUAAUUAAAAAGAUA
This is a messenger RNA of Rhopalosiphum padi (bird cherry-oat aphid), 3805 nucleotides long. Its product is annotated as glypican-6-like. Lineage: Eukaryota; Metazoa; Arthropoda; Insecta; Hemiptera; Aphididae. Gene Ontology annotation, biological process: regulation of signal transduction; cell migration; regulation of protein localization to membrane. The transcript has 8 exons. Gene Ontology annotation, cellular component: synapse; cell surface; plasma membrane. The record is from RefSeq and is a predicted model, not a curated record. The coding region runs from base 458 to 2569 and encodes 703 amino acids.